Durusdinium trenchii is the source of this 1311-nucleotide messenger RNA. Lineage: Eukaryota; Dinophyceae; Suessiales; Symbiodiniaceae. The record is from the annotation of a GenBank genome assembly.
AUGGUGCCCAUGGCGCCCGUACUGAAGCUUACGCCUGAAGGCGUGACCUUUCCAGCACCCAUCAUUCUGAGAAUUCCAACAUGCACUGGAGCCAACAAAGCCUUUAGGUCCAAUGACGAUGGUGACUGGGAAGAAAUUCGCGAGGUGAAAUUUGCUGAAGAUUCCUGCGAAGUCCAGCUCUCCCACUUCUGUCAGGUGGCCAUCACAGGAGAUGCAAGACCUCUGAAAGCGCUUGGGUUCAUCAAAGCUACAUCGUCUUCUUCCACAGUGAAGCUGGCCUUGCUCCAUGUGGGCUGCAACAGGUGCAAUGACGAACUGGCGUGGUACUUGCAAGAUGCCCAGCUCUUGCAAGGCUAUCAGCAAUGUAGUGAGAUUGAAGUGAUUGGCCAGAAUGAUGCUGUAAUCCUUUCACACUCGGGGACGCGUCUCCAAGAGCUUCAACUCCGCUCCCGUUCUCUUCCAGCUAUUUCCAGCGAAUUUGCCCGGCAAUCUGACGCAGCCUUUCAGGUCGACAUUAAUGAUGGUCAGCGCGAUUUUAAAGUGACCUAUACUGCCCCACCUGCUCCGACCAAUGCAGGAGGAUACGCAGCAUCUCAAUCGACCGCAAGUGGCUCAGCCAGUGCUCAGGUUGCUAGCUCCAGCAAUCCGUCUCCCCAGUCGAUUCAGCAGCACGUGAUGCUGAGCGGGAGAUUCAACAGAGAUGACAUCAAAGACUACAUGAGGAUUGUCAGAAGACGUCUUGAGGAGCUCCAAGUGACCACCUUUAUGGUGGAAGCUGGAGGCGGUGGAGAAUUCGGAAGUUUGACCCUCAUGGGUCUGGGCAGAGCGAAAGCCAUGGUGGCUUUCUGCACCGAGGAAUAUGGCGCCCUGACUGGCGUUGGAUAUGAGACCUUCCGAGAACUGGAAUUUGCACAUCAACAAAAUCUUCCUCUUAUUCCAGUUCGCAAUCAUCGAGUGUAUCCGCCUCAACCUUCAGAUUCUGAAAUGGGCCGAUACCAAAACCGAUUCAUUCUCAAACCAACUUUGGUGUACAUCGCGGACGAGGAGAUGCAGAAGCCCAGGGAGGUGGCCGACCAGAUUGCCCAAGCUUUGACCACCAUGGGCCUCCACACACCACCCGGCGCGCCCAGAGCCCCACGCGCACCCGGCGCACCAGCUCGAAAGGCGCCUCCAGCACUGCCGCCAGCAGUGUCGCAGGCAGCUCCACCAGCAGUGCCGUUGGUUCCCCACCGCCCACCCGGAGCACCGACCCGACCCUCAGGACGAAGGCCGCGACCACCCGUGCAGCCCAGCCUGGAGUCCAUGGAUUGA